This is a messenger RNA of Funneliformis geosporum, 1617 nucleotides long. NCBI's taxonomy places the organism in Eukaryota, Fungi, Glomeromycota, Glomeromycetes, Glomerales, Glomeraceae. The record is from the annotation of a GenBank genome assembly.
AUGAAGCAUGGUUCGGACGAAAUGAAAACGAGUGCUAGUCAGAUGAAUGGUAAUCGCAAGGGACAUCGAAGAUACUUUAAAGACGUUGAUAUAUUUUGGCAGAAAGUUGAGAGACGCUAUGCUGAGUUGAAGGCCUCUACUUCCAUAAUGCACGAUACCACAAAAGUUUUCAAAAAUUCUAUUAUAAAUGUCAAUUCCUCCAUGGAGAAUGUUAAUAAUACAAUGCAAAAAUACAGUGAAGAACUUGAGAGAGUCCAGAAUGCCUUAGGAAAGAGACAAAAUUCUGAAGAUUAUAAGGAAAAUCGAAUUUCAAAAAGGCAUCAAAACAUAUUGACUGUACCACCAUAUGAAGAUGAAAGCAUUUUCAUUGGAUCAACUAAGGGAGAUCUACUUGGACCACAAUCUUCUGCAAUUGAUGAUGCAACAGAUGAGUAUAGUAUAUCAAUGCCACCCACCAAAAAGGUAGCAACACAACCAGCUCUUCAAGACAAAAGCAACAUGAUAGAUAACGCAAUGAUAGAUGACAAUAAUGGGUUGGACAAGUGGGCAAAGGAAACUCUUCAGCGUAAUGGAGAAUGGCUUGUUGGCAAUAAAAAGGUGAAUGUACAUGAUUUGCUGGUACUGUGGCAGAAUGAAAAAAAACGUCCACACAAUGAUCUUGCAUGUUACGAUAUAAUUGAUAUUACACCAGGAACCAACAGUGAUUUUGUUAAAAAUCGGCCAAAAGAUGAACUAGAAGAAAUGAAGAAAUAUGGAUCACCAGUACCUGAUAUUGAUAAUAGUGAUAUCAAGGAAUUAAUCAUGAAAAUGGUCAAGGAAUCUGAUUACCAAAAGGCUGUAGAGGACAGUUAUUUAUUGACGAGAAAUGAUGAUAGAAAAAAGUUUAUGUGGGACUUUGCAUAUCAUCUUGCCAAUUCCUUUGACCGCGGAAAUGAUCUUCUUAAUGAAAAUUUAUCAGAACGAAUGUAUCGUGAAGUCUUUUUAACACCAUUAAUGCGAAGCUUAUUUCAAAAAACACAUAAAGAUAUGGAUGUUUCUUUUGGUGAGAUAUCCUUGUUUGCAUCAGCAGAAGAUUAUGAUCUAACAAAAAGUGAUGAAGAGGAACGCAGUAGUGGACGAAAAAUUGAUAUUAUUUGGACAACGAUGCCAAAGCUUGAAUUUGCUAUUGGUGAAGUUAGUGGUCCUCCUAACCAACGCCAACAUCCACACUUUUUUGGAGAUAAGCUCAAGAUUGCCAAAAUGUUAAAAGUAAUGUUGAAUAGGAUAGUGCGAAUGUAUGGUGGUAUUGGUGAUAGCUUAAGUUUACUGAAGCUAUAUGGCUUACAAAUUUAUAAUCAUACUGCAUUUGUCUACGAAAUGACUGUGCCAUAUAAAGGAUUAUAUCUGUAUAGAGAAGUUCUACGUUUCCAAUUACCAACAAAUCAUAUUAAUGUAGUAUUGUUGUGUCGAUGUGUGCCAAUGUUUCUUCUGUUUAAGGAAAUGCUUAAUCAGAGCUUAAAUAAUUUGAAUACUUAUAUAAAAGAAGCAGGUCUCCGUACACCAACUGAAAACAAUGCUCAAGGGUCCAAUGGAAAAGAUAUCAAGAAUACUGAACUUCAGUCGAAAUAUUCAGGCUGA